This is a messenger RNA of Penicillium macrosclerotiorum, 228 nucleotides long. RefSeq lists its product as uncharacterized. The transcript is spliced from 2 exons. Bases 1 to 228 code for a protein of 75 amino acids. NCBI's taxonomy places the organism in Eukaryota, Fungi, Ascomycota, Eurotiomycetes, Eurotiales, Aspergillaceae. The record is from RefSeq and is a predicted model, not a curated record.
AUGGCUGUUUCGGCCUCAUGGGUCGAGAAAGCACACCAUCGGAAGGAACCUCACCCCUUCAUCCUGGCGACGUUCAUGACGAAAUACGCCUCCUAUGGCAAUGCACAUGUCGAGCGUUCGAGCAAAGCCCGUCAUGAUGUCAGCGAGUGUUUUGAGGAGGGGCUCCUUGCGCGUCAUUGUGUGACCCACUUCACUGCCCAUAUUUGCCUUCAGCAAGGGCCAGUCUAG